CUCCGUGAAUAAUACAUACACCUCUUGGACGAAGAAGAAUAAGAAAAAGAAAAAGAAGAUUCGCAGGUUUUUCUAUGGGGAUUGUGAGAACACGAUUGGCGAUAUCUGUUAUACUUGUUUCGACGUUGUUAUUGUCGAAUGCAGAAGCGAAAACCGUUGAUCCGUACAAGGUUCUUGGAGUAUCUCGGGAUGCAAAGCAGCGUGAAAUCCAGAAAGCUUUCCACAAGCUAUCUCUGAAAUAUCACCCAGAUAAAAACAAAAAUAAGGGUGCUCAGGAGAAGUUUGCUGAGAUUAAUAAUGCUUAUGAGAUCUUAUCUGAUGAAGAGAAGAGGAAAAACUAUGAUCUUUAUGGUGAUGAAAAGGGCCAGCCUGGAUUUGACCCGGGCUUUCACGGAGGUAACGGUGGGUAUUCAUACUCCUCAAAUGGUGGACAAAGUGGUGGGUUCAAUUUUGGAGGACCAGGUGGAUGGCAGAAUAUGGGUGGUGGAGGCGGUUCCAAAUCGUUUUCGUUCUCAUUUGGUGGAGGCGGUCCAAGUGCAAGUUCCUUCGGUUUUGGGAUGGAUGAUAUCUUUUCCAUGUUUUCUGGAGGUAGCUCUAAAGGAAGGGAUCAGUUUGGUGGAUUUGGUGGCUUUGGUGGCUCAUCCAAGGCUGAAUCUGGAUCAAAGAGUGGUACGGUGGCAACCAUUAGAACUAUAAAUCCUCAGGUUUAUAAGAAGGAAAUUGUGGACCAAGGGAUGACUUGGCUUGUGCUGUCGUAUCUUCCGUCUCAAAGGGGAACUCAGUACCAUGAUUCGAUCAUAGAGGAAGUUGCUGAGUCGUUGCAAGGAGCUUUAAAGGUUGGGCGUAUAAAUUGUGAAACAGAAUCCUCUCUUUGCAAACAACUUGGCAUAAUUCCUCGUAGGGCUCCAAGGUUGUUUGUUUAUUCAUACACAUCAAGUGGCAAAGCUACCUUAGCAGAAUAUACUGAAGAGCUUGUUGCAAAGAAGGUGAAAAGCUUCUGCCAGGAACAUCUACCGAGAUUCUCAAAAAGGAUUGACCUGGAUACCUUUGAUGUCUCUGCUCUUAGCUCACAGAAGACUCCUAAAGUUAUGCUUCUGUCAACAAAGAAAGACACUCCUGUCAUCUGGCGUGUUCUUAGUGGCUUGUACAAUGGACGCUUUGUCUUCUACAACACAGAGGUCCAUGAUACUUUUGAUCCGAAGAUUCGGGAAUUGGGGGUUGACGCGUUUCCAGCAAUACUUGGCUGGUUCUCGAAUGGGGAGAAGCAAGUGUUGAAAACAGGCAUCACUGUGAAAAAUCUGAAAUCAGCCGUCCAGGAAAUUGGUAAAUUGCUAGAAGGAUUUGAGAAAAAGAACAAGAAGGUCGCUUCUAAUAGUCAGUCGGGCCAAGCACAAAGCCAGCCAUUAGAAAAGAUACAUCUUCUCUCGAGAACAAAUUUCGAUUCCAUUUGCGGAGAGAAGACUCCUGUUUGUAUCAUCGGUGCCUUUAGAUCUUCACAUGGUAAAGAGAAGCUGCAGUCAAUAUUGUCCAAGGUGUCACAGAAAUCACUUUCUCGACGACAAGCUUCAGCCACUGGUUCUCAGGACACAGUUUCCUAUUCUCUUCUUGACGCGGCAAAACAAUCUUCGUUCUUGAGUUCACUUGACAAAUCAGAGAUGAAAACAUCUGAUAAGCUUCUUAUAGCUUACAAGCCUCGAAGGGGUAAGUUCGCUACGUUUAAAGGCGACAUGACUAUGGAGGAAGUCGAGAAAUUCGUAGCGGCUGUUCUAAACGGAGACAUACAGUUCACGAAGACUAGACAGAAACCUCAGCUCAAAUGAAAGCUCUGUUUCGUCAGGGGUUAGUUUCAGAGAUGUACACCCUUUUGUUGGGAAGAAUUUUCAUGUGUCCUGUGUUGCAAGCUACUUCUGGAGGUUCUUGUGCUUGCAGAGAAUGUGUAUUGUCUUGUGUCACAGAUACGUUAGUGAAAUAGUUUUAUAGGAAUAGAUUUACGUAAACAUGGAAUUGGGUUAAUUUGUAAUUAUAUUAUAAUUUUGUAAACCC
Eutrema salsugineum is the source of this 2043-nucleotide messenger RNA. RefSeq names its product dnaJ protein ERDJ3A. NCBI's taxonomy places the organism in Eukaryota, Viridiplantae, Streptophyta, Magnoliopsida, Brassicales, Brassicaceae. Bases 75 to 1820 code for a protein of 581 amino acids. The record is from RefSeq and is a predicted model, not a curated record. The transcript is spliced from 7 exons.